Oncorhynchus tshawytscha (Chinook salmon) is the source of this 2782-nucleotide messenger RNA. RefSeq names its product phosphatidylinositol 5-phosphate 4-kinase type-2 beta. The record is from RefSeq and is a predicted model, not a curated record. The transcript has 11 exons. Gene Ontology annotation, molecular function: phosphatidylinositol kinase activity. Lineage: Eukaryota; Metazoa; Chordata; Actinopteri; Salmoniformes; Salmonidae. Gene Ontology annotation, biological process: phosphatidylinositol metabolic process. The coding region runs from base 514 to 1803 and encodes 429 amino acids.
UUCGCUUUGCGACGUUCAGUCUAGACGCCAUCUUGAGGAGACCCCAAAACUGGUGACAACAAUCUCAGGCGCAUCAUAAUGGGAUUACUAACCUCUAAAUAAAAUCACCUCAAAUCGUUGUGGGUAGCAAACGACACCAGAAAGGAGAGGAGUCGUCCACCAAUAGUGUAUUACUUAUCAAAGAAGACUGCGGCUUAGCUAAAGGCAACCUUGCCUGUAGCUAGAUGGCCGGCUAACAAUCUAUGCCAGAAACUGGUCUGUGUGCCGCUCCGGACUGAAACCGUGUGGCCUGCUCGGGAGGAAGGGUGGUGACCGCGCAACAUGCAAUCCCGUUAAUUUACUACAGAAUCUAAUUUGAUUCAAAGACCCUGCAAAUCGGAUAGCGGAUACGACAAUGCAUGUAUAGAUAUCACGCUCUUACUGCAAAUUUCGUUGUCUGGAGUGAUAAGACCCAGCUAGCCUGCUUGAUUACAGUGCUGUCUUGCGUUGCCUAAAUUAUUCCCAACAGGAGACAUGUCAUCCAACUGUACCAGCGUUGCGCCGGUGAGCGCUAGCAAAACGAAGACGAAAAAGAAACAUUUUAUAGGACAGAAAGUGAAAUUAUUCCGUGCAAGUGAGCCUAUUCUCAGCGUUUUAAUGUGGGGUGUCAACCAUACGAUCAACGAGUUAAGUAACGUUCCUGUACCAGUAAUGCUGAUGCCUGAUGAUUUUAAAGCCUACAGUAAGAUCAAAGUGGACAACCACCUAUUUAACAAAGAAAACCUGCCCAGCCGCUUUAAAUUCAAAGAGUACUGCCCUAUGGUGUUCCGCAACCUGCGGGAGAGGUUCUGCAUCGAUGACCAGGAUUACCAGAACUCUCUGACGAGGAGCGCCCCGCUGAACAGCGACUCCCAGGGGCGCUUUGGCAACCGCUUCCUGUCCAGCUACGACCACCGCUUCGUCAUCAAGACGGUGUCCAGCGAAGACAUCGCCGAGAUGCACAACAUCCUCAAGAAGUACCACCAGUUCAUAGUGGAGUGUCAUGGCAGCACUCUGCUCCCCCAGUUCCUGGGCAUGUAUCGGCUAACAGUGGACGGGGUUGAGACGUACAUGGUGGUCACCCGUAAUGUAUUCAGCCACCGUCUCACCGUGCACCGCAAGUACGACCUGAAGGGUUCCACAGUCUCAAGGGAAGCCAGUGACAAAGAGAAGUUGGGCCAUGUCCGACUGCUGUCUAUGCUGCGCAGAGGGGGAAGUCAAAAGGGGGCCAAGGAACUCCCCACUUUUAAGGACAACGACUUUCUGAACGAGGGCCAGAAGCUACAGAUAGGAGAUGACAACAAGAAGUACUUCUUGGAGAAACUAAAGCGCGACGUAGAGUUCCUGGCCACUCUAAAGAUCAUGGACUACAGUCUACUGGUGGGGAUCCAUGAUGUAGACCGGGCAGAGCAGGAGGAGAUGGAGGUGGAGGCAGGAGGAGAGGAGGAGGAGUACGAGAACGAUGGGAUGGGAGGAGCACUCACUGGCUCCUUCGGCACCCCUCCAGACAGCCCUGGGAACCCCCUCAACUUUGGCGGGUUCUUUGGACCUGGCGAGUUCGACCCCUCCGUGGACGUCUACGCAAUCAAGAGCAACGACAGUGCUGUGAAGAAAGAAGUGUACUUCAUGGCUAUCAUCGACAUCCUCACACACUACGAUGCUAAGAAAAAAGCUGCACAUGCUGCCAAAACUGUGAAACAUGGGGCUGGGGCAGAGAUCUCCACGGUAAACCCAGAGCAGUACUCCAAAAGAUUCUUUGAGUUCAUGUCCAACAUCCUGUCAUAGAAUCAUCUCUCCUAUCCCAGCCAAUCACAUCCUGUCAUCAGCCACACCCACCCCUCUCUCACUCCUCCUGCCCCUCCCACCUGAUUUAGCCCCACCCCUUACCCUCCCACUCUGGGGAUGACAGACUGAAAGGAUGCACAGACGAGGAGCCUGUUACAUUGACCCACAGAGAGGGGGCGCCGGACUUUUUCUUUUUUUUUUAAAGCAACGCGUCUCUUCUCCACCCCCAUGUCCCCCUGCCCAGCCUACCACCUCAAUCUGAGCGCUCGACAAGGAAGGCUUGUGAAACAGAGUUCAAUAGGAUAUUUGAGACCCUCCCCCUUUCUGCCUUCCCCACCACCUUAUACUAGUCCUCACGCCAGCACGGGAACUGUCUCACUAAUGCCUUGAAAGAGUGUCAGCUUCAGCAGUAGGAGUCUGUUUAGUACCGUCUGUUCAUUUCCGUUCGUUAUUAUUUUCAGACACACACAAACCUCUCACAGACACAGAAGAGGUCAGAUCGCAUGAAUCUUUUGACCGAACUCUGCCUCCUUGACUUGUCAGGAGAUCUGCAGCCGACAGUAUCAAAAUUGGAAAUGCAGGAGAUUAAUAAGGGUUUUACGUAAAUAAAUGCAAUAUCAAAAUGCAUGGCUGAAAUGUACAUGACUCUGCCAGUUAGUUGAAAUGUCAAACCACUGAAUUUAGCAUCUGAGCAUUAUGACUAAAAAAGAAAAAAACAUAAGUGUCUGAAUGUUACGUUGCCAUAUUGUUCUGAAAACUUUUGACAUUUUAACCAUGAACUUGGUUGGUAAAGGAAAAUCCACAUAAAAAAGGGGAAUACUAAAGCAAAUACUUGUUUUAUUACCAUAUGAAUCAUUUUUAUAUCUCGUUUACAUUAAUGUAGCAUUUGUGUUUGUAUACAGUAUUGUUUUGUAACAGACAUUAGAUCAGAAAAGUUACUUGAAAAGGAUUCAUUACAUAUUAAAAGGGAGUUAUUGUU